Bathycoccus prasinos is the source of this 7239-nucleotide messenger RNA. RefSeq lists its product with no specific name. Gene Ontology annotation, cellular component: catalytic step 2 spliceosome; U5 snRNP. The coding region runs from base 1 to 7239 and encodes 2412 amino acids. NCBI's taxonomy places the organism in Eukaryota, Viridiplantae, Chlorophyta, Mamiellophyceae, Mamiellales, Bathycoccaceae. Gene Ontology annotation, biological process: spliceosomal tri-snRNP complex assembly; mRNA splicing, via spliceosome. The transcript has 2 exons. Gene Ontology annotation, molecular function: protein binding; pre-mRNA intronic binding; U1 snRNA binding. The record is from RefSeq and is a predicted model, not a curated record.
AUGGACGUUGAUUCAGACGACGACGACGAGAUCAUCGCCGAGAGAGGUACGAUUGCACAUAUUCUUAUUUUUUCACGACGCGCGCGCGUGUGUUCUUCUUCUUUCUCUCUCAUCACAUUCGAGGACCGACGAAAGGAAAGGCGGCGAUCUUUCUUGAGAGCGAAAACAACGGACACCAACACUUUUGGGCGAAACGAAAUUCGAACGCUCUCUUCUGAGCUCGAAGGAACUUUGAGAAUAACACCUCGGAAAUGGCAAAACCUGAACGCGAAACGGUACUCGGACAAGAGGAAGUUUGGGUACACGGAACCGGAGAAAGAACAGAUGCCGCCGGAACACGUAAGGAAAAUCUUGAAAGACCACGGCGACAUGUCUUCGAGAAAGUUUCGGUCGGAUAAGAGAGUAUAUUUAGGCGCUUUGAAGUUUAUCCCGCACGCGGUGUAUAAGUUGUUGGAAAAUAUGCCCAUGCCGUGGGAACAAGUGAGACAUUGCGAGGUGAUUUACCACAUCACCGGCGCGAUUACUUUCGUCAACGAAACGCCGAGGGUGAUUGAACCUAUUUACAUCGCGCAGUGGGGGACCAUGUGGAUUGCCAUGAGAAGGGAAAAGAGAGACCGACGACAUUUUAAACGCAUGCGAUUCCCGCCGUUUGACGACGAAGAACCGCCUUUAGAUUACCAGGAUAACUUGUUGGACGUGGACCCGUUGGAGGCGAUCAAUUUAGAGUUGGACGAAGACGACGAAGAUCGACACGUGUGCGAAUGGUUUUACGACCAAAAGCCGUUGCGAUGGGACUUGGAUUUCGUCAACGGGAGUUCCUACAAAAAAUGGCGGUUGCCUUUACCGGAAAUGGCGACGCUGUAUCGUUUAGCCGGUCAGUUAUUGAGCGACUUGACGGACAAAAAUUAUUUUUACUUGUUCGAUCACAAAUCCUUCUUCACGGCGAAAGCGUUAGGGAUGGCCAUCCCGGGAGGUCCAAAGUUUGAACCGUUAUUCAAAGAUAGCGACGCGGCGGACGAAGACUGGAACGAGUUUAACGAUAUUAACAAGUUAAUCAUUAGAUCGGCGAUUCGAACGGAGUAUAAAGUUGCGUUUCCGUACUUGUACAACAACCGACCGCGUAGGGUAGAUUUGGCGACGUACCAUUCACCGAUGGUGAUGUACAUCAAAACCGAAGAUCCAGAUUUGCCGGCAUAUUAUUUCGAUCCUUUGAUUCAUCCAAUCGCGUUUUAUAAAAGUAGUAGCAGCGAAAAGAAGAAAGAAGAAGAAGAAGAAGAAGAGGAUUGGAGCGAAGACGACGAUUUCGCCUUGCCCGAGGAAGUCGAGCCGUUGUUGAAAGAUUACGAUUUGUACACGGAAAACACGACGAACGGUAUCGCGUUAUUGUUCGCACCUCGGCCGUUUAACUUGCGUUCGGGAUACACGCGAUCGUGCAUCGACGUUCCGCUCGUCAACACUUGGUUUCACGAGCAUUGCCCGAGUGGAUACCCGGUCAAAGUGCGCGUUUCCUAUCAAAAGUUGCUCAAGACAUACGUCAUGAACCAAUUACACAAGAAACCACCGAGGCAAGUGAAACGUAAAUCUCUGUUCAAAGCUUUGAAAAAGACAAAGUUUUUCCAGUGCACCGAGUUAGAUUGGGUCGAAGCCGGUUUGCAAGUCUGCAGACAAGGCUACAACAUGUUGAACUUGUUGAUCCAUCGCAAGAACUUGAACUAUUUGCACUUGGAUUAUAACUUCAACUUGAAACCGGUGAAGACGUUGACGACAAAAGAACGUAAGAAGUCUCGAUUCGGGAACGCGUUCCACUUAAUGCGCGAGAUUUUACGUUUGACGAAGCUUACCGUAGACGCGAACGUCCAGUAUCGAUUAGGUAACGUGGACGCGUUUCAAUUGGCGGAUGGUUUGCAAUACAUUUUCUCGCACGUUGGACAGUUGACUGGGAUGUACCGAUACAAAUAUCGUCUGAUGCGCCAAAUAAGAACGUGCAAGGAUUUAAAGCACCUGAUAUACUAUCGUUUCAACACCGGACCGGUCGGGAAAGGCCCAGGCGUUGGUUUCUGGGCGCCCAUGUGGCGGGUCUGGAUUUUCUUUUUACGCGGCAUCGUCCCGCUUCUCGAACGAUGGUUGGGUAACUUGUUAGCUAGACAGUUCGAAGGUAGAAAUGCCAAAGGCAUCGCGAAAACUGUCACGAAACAAAGAAUUGAGUCUCAUUUUGAUCUAGAGUUACGAGCAGCUGUCAUGCACGACAUUCUCGAUAGCAUGCCGGAAGGCGUGAAGCAGAACAAAGCGAGAACGAUUUUAGCGCAUCUUUCCGAAGCCUGGCGAAGUUUCAAAGCGAACAUCCCCUGGAAAGUCCCGGGCAUGCCAGUUCCGAUCGAAAACAUGAUUUUACGAUACGUGAAGUCUAAAGCCGAUUGGUGGACGAACGUUGCGCAUUAUAAUCGCGAACGGAUUCGCCGCGGCGCGACGGUGGACAAAACCGUCUGUAGGAAAAAUUUAGGCCGAUUGACCCGCUUGUGGUUAAAAGCAGAGCACGAACGUCAACACAAUUACUUGAAGGAUGGACCAUACGUGACGCCAGAAGAAGCCGUGGCGAUUUACACCACCACCGUGCACUGGUUGGAAUCCCGAAAGUUCUCGCCGAUCCCGUUCCCUCCGUUGUCGUAUAAACACGAUCGCAAGUUGUUGAUUUUAGCUCUCGAACGAUUGAAGGAAAAUUAUUCCUUAGCCGUUCGUUUGAAUCAACAAGAGAGGGAAGAGUUGGGUUUAAUCGAGCAAGCGUUCGAUAACCCGCAUGAAGCUUUAUCGAGAAUUAAACGACAUUUGCUAACACAAAGAGCGUUUAAAGAGUGCAACAUGGAGUUUAUGGACAUGUAUUCGCACUUGAUUCCGGUGUACGCGAUUGAACCUUUGGAGAAGAUCACGGAUGCGUAUCUGGAUCAGUACAUUUGGUACGAGUCCGAUAAGAGGCACUUGUUCCCGAACUGGAUUAAACCAUCUGAUACAGAGCCGCCUCCUUUGUUGGUGUAUAAGUGGUGUCAAGGCAUCAACAACUUGACCGAUAUCUGGGACACGAGCGAAGGCGAAUGCGUCGUGAUGUUGCAAACGAAAUUUGAACGAAUGUUCGAAAAAGUCGAUUUGACCAUGUUGAACCGCUUGUUGCGAUUGAUUGUCGAUCAUAAUAUUGCCGAUUACUGCACCGCGAAGAAUAACGUAAUCAUUGCGUAUAAAGACAUGUCGCAUACGAACUCUUACGGGAUGAUUCGCGGGUUACAGUUUGCCUCGUUUUUGACGCAGUAUUAUGGUCUGGUUUUAGAUUUGUUGGUGUUAGGUUUGACUCGAGCGUCGGAAAUUGCUGGUCCACCGCAAAUGCCGAACGAGUUUAUUAGUUACCGAGACGUUCGAACGGAGACCAGACAUCCGAUUCGUUUAUACUCUCGAUACAUCGAUAAGCUUCACAUCUUGUUCCGCUUCACCGCGGAAGAGGCGAAGGACUUGAUUCAAAGAUAUCUCACCGAACAUCCCGAUCCGAACAACGAGAACAUGGUAGGAUAUAACAACAAAAAGUGUUGGCCGAGAGACUCGAGGAUGCGCUUGAUGAAGCACGACGUAAACUUGGGACGAGCGGUGUUUUGGGACAUGAAGAAUCGUUUGCCGCGAUCGUUGACGACGUUGGAGUGGGACAACGGGUUCUGCUCUGUGUUUUCAAAAGACAAUCCGAACUUACUGUUUAACAUGUGCGGAUUCGAAGUGAGAUUAAUGCCAAAGAUUCGCAUGCAAACCGAGUAUUUUGCACAAAAAGAUGGCGUGUGGAACUUGCAAAACGAGGAGACGAAGGAAAGAACAGCGCAAGCGUUUUUGCGAGUCGACGACGAAGGUUUGAAAGCGUUCGAGAACAGAAUUCGACAAGUCUUGAUGUCCUCCGGGGCGACGACGUUCUCCAAGAUUGCGAAUAAAUGGAACACGGCGUUGAUUUCGUUGAUGACGUACUAUCGAGAAGCUGUGGUGCAUACGCAAGAACUUUUGGACUUAUUGGUCAAAUGCGAGAACAAAAUUCAAACUCGAAUCAAGAUUGGCUUGAACUCAAAGAUGCCUUCGAGGUUUCCCCCAGUCGUCUUCUAUUCACCUAAAGAGAUUGGUGGGUUAGGAAUGCUCUCUAUGGGUCACAUUUUGAUCCCGCAAUCGGAUUUACGAUAUUCUGUCCAAACCGAUUCAGGCGUCACGCACUUCCGUUCGGGCAUGUCGCACGAGGAAGAUCAGUUGAUUCCGAACCUCUACAGAUAUCUGCAACCUUGGGAAGCUGAAUUUACGGAUUCGCAACGCGUUUGGGCUGAAUACGCGUUGAAGAGGCAAGAAGCUCAAGCGCAAAAUCGAAGAUUGACGCUGGAAGAUUUAGAAGACUCUUGGGAUCGCGGCAUUCCGAGAAUCAAUACGUUGUUUCAAAAAGAUCGGCACACGUUAGCGUACGAUAAAGGGUGGCGAGUUCGCGCGCACUUUAAAGAGAACCAUUUGAUGAAGAUUAACCAGUUCUGGUGGACGCAUCAAAGACACGACGGCAAACUGUGGAACUUGAACAAUUAUCGCACGGAUGUCAUUCAAGCCUUGGGCGGCGUAGAAGGUAUUUUGGAACACACGCUGUUCAAAGGCACGUAUUUCCCGACAUGGGAAGGUCUAUUUUGGGAAAAAGCGUCUGGUUUCGAAGACUCGAUGAAGUUCAAGAAGCUCACCAACGCACAAAGGUCUGGUUUGAACCAAAUUCCAAACCGUCGUUUCACAUUGUGGUGGUCUCCGACGAUUAACCGAGCGAACGUCUACGUCGGAUUCCAAGUGCAGUUGGAUUUGACUGGAAUUUUCAUGCACGGCAAAAUUCCAACUUUAAAAAUUUCUUUGGUUCAGAUCUUCCGAGCGCACUUGUGGCAGAAGAUACAUGAAUCGUUGGUCAUGGACCUAUGUCAAGUGUUCGAUCAAGAGUUGGACGCUUUAGAGAUUGAAACCGUGCAAAAAGAAACGAUCCAUCCGAGAAAGUCGUACAAAAUGAAUUCGUCGUGCGCGGACAUUUUACUCUUUGCGUCGUAUAAGUGGCAAAUCUCCAAACCGUCCUUAAUGGGCGACGUGAACGACCAGUUUGAUCAAAAGUCGUCGAAUAAGUUUUGGUUGGACGUCCAGUUGAGGUGGGGCGACUUUGAUUCUCACGAUAUCGAACGAUACACCCGCGCGAAGUUUCUCGAUUACACGACGGACAACAUGUCCAUUUACCCGUCACCUACGGGCGUGAUGAUUGGCGUCGAUUUGGCGUAUAACUUACACGCUGCGUAUGGUAACUGGUUUCCGGGAUCAAAACCAUUGAUUCAACAAGCUAUGGCGAAGAUCAUGAAGGCGAAUCCGGCGUUGUAUGUGCUCCGCGAGCGCGUAAGAAAAGGCUUACAGUUGUAUUCCUCGGAACCGACGGAGCCGUAUUUGAACUCUCAGAAUUACGGCGAGUUGUUUUCAAAUCAAUGCAUUUGGUUCAUCGACGAUACGAACGUCUACCGAGUCACGAUUCAUAAGACGUUUGAAGGGAACUUGACGACGAAACCAAUCAACGGUGCCAUAUUUAUCUUCAACCCGAGAACAGGUCAACUCUUUUUGAAAGUCAUUCACACGUCCGUGUGGGCCGGUCAGAAGCGUUUAGGGCAGUUGGCUAAAUGGAAAACCGCGGAGGAAGUUGCGGCAUUAGUUCGAUCUCUACCGGUCGAAGAGCAACCGAAACAAAUCAUCGUGACCAGAAAAGGCAUGUUAGAUCCUCUGGAAGUGCACUUGUUAGAUUUUCCGAACAUUGUCAUCAAAGGAAGCGAGUUGCAAAUGCCGUUUCAAGCGUGCAUGAAAAUCGAAAAAUUUGGCGAUUUGAUUUUGAAAGCGACCGAGCCGCAGAUGGUUUUAUUCAACAUCUACGACGAUUGGUUGAAAUCUAUCAGUUCGUACACCGCGUUCUCUCGAUUGAUAUUAAUCUUGAGAGCGUUGCACGUGAACAACGACAAGACUAAGAUGUUGUUGAAGCCGGACAAAACGAUCAUCACGCAGCCGCACCACGUGUGGCCAGAUUUGACGGACGAACAGUGGAUUAAAGUGGAAAUCGCUCUCAAAGACUUAAUCUUGGGCGAUUACGCGAAGAAGAACAACGUCAACGUCUCCGCGUUGACGCAAUCGGAAAUCCGCGACAUCAUCUUGGGCGCCGAAAUCACCCCGCCUUCGUUGCAACGCCAACAAAUCGCGGAGAUUGAGAAGCAAGCUGCGAACGAGGACGCGGCGCAGUUGCAAGCGGUGACGACGAAAACGACCAACGUGCACGGGGACGAGUUGAUUGUUACAACGACGUCUCCGUACGAGCAAUCUACGUUUGGUUCGAAAACCGAUUGGAGAGUUCGCGCGAUUUCAGCGUCGAAUUUACACUUGCGCGUGAACCAUAUUUACGUCAACUCGGAAGACAUCAAAGAGACUGGGUACACGUACGUCGUCCCGAAGAACGUUUUGAAGAAGUUCAUCACCAUUGCGGAUUUGCGCACGCAAAUCAGCGGCUACUUAUACGGCGUCUCUCCUCCGGACAACCCGAACGUGAAGGAAAUUCGUUGCGUGGUUAUACCGCCGCAGUGGGGCAAUCACGCGACGACGCAUUUACCUACGCAGUCACCCGAUCACGAGUAUUUGAGAGAUUUGGAACCGUUAGGGUGGAUACACACGCAACCGAACGAAACGCCACACUUGCCGCCGCAGGAUUGCGCCAAACACGCGCAAAUCUUGGAGAAGAACUCCUCCUGGGACGGCGAAAAAGCCAUCGUGGUCACGUGUUCCUUCACUCCCGGUUCGUGUUCGUUGACGGCGUACAAACUCACUCCAAAAGGCUACGAGUGGGGAAGACAACAAAAAGACCAAAACGUCGGCAACCCGCAAGGCUACCAUCCUUCGCACUACGAAAAAGUCCAAAUGCUUUUAUCCGAUCGUUUUUACGGCUAUUACAUGGUCCCAGAUGGCCAACCUUGGAAUUACAACUUCAUGGGCGUGAAACAUUCGGCGAGUAUGAAAUACGCGUUAAAGUUGGCCAAUCCAAAGGAGUAUUACCACGAGAGUCACCGACCGACGCACUUUCUCGAUUUCGCCUCCGCGGACGACCAAGAUUUGAAAACUUCUGGUGGAGCUAAUACAAACGGUGGAGUGGAGAAUGCGAACGUCACCGAAAUCGAUCGCGAGAAUGUCUUUGAAUAA